AAGCAUGCUUAUAUAAAACAAAGUCAUACUCAGCCUGCAUCAGUGGAGGCAGCAGCAGAGAACCACUAUCUUUCCAUCACAAUUGGAUACUCAGGUACUCCCCCUCCCCCUCCGCCUUUAUCUCCUCUUUUACAGAAAGAAGAAAGAAACAUACCAUGGACUGAAAGACAGCGAGAACUGCAGCUUGUCAGAGAUUACAAGCCUCACAAAGAUGUCCAGCAUCUCAGAAUUAUGCUUCAUGGACCACCAGGUGCUGGAAAGUCCAGCUUCAUCAACUCUGUCGACAGUGCUUUAAGAGGCAAAAUUGCAACUCGAGCAUUGGCAGCGGCAAACUUUGGUGCCAGUUUCACUAAUGCAUACAGGACAUAUAAAAUUCAGAAAGGAAAUCCAGAAAUGUUUUACCCUUUUGUCUUCACUGACACCAUGGGCCUUGAGAGUGGCGAUGAGGGAGCAAUUCAUGUGGAAGACAUCAAACUUGCCAUGAAUGGACAUGUCAAAGAAGGUUACACGUUCAAACCCACAGCUCUCUUGCGUGAAUCGGAUCCUGACUACAACAGUUCUCCUACUUUAGAUGACAAAGUCCACAUUGUGGUCUUUGUUAUUCCCGCCGACAGAGUGAGCAUAAUCAGUGAUAAAACUUGGAGGAAGAUGAAAGAUGUCAGACUACAUGCUCGUGACAAAGAGAUCCCACAAAUAGCUCUCAUGACUAGAAUUGAUGAAGCCUGUCCUGAAGUCAAAAAAGACAUAAAGAACGCCUACAGGAGCAAGUACUUGAAUCAGCUGAUGCAAGCAGUGUAUUCCACCGAACUGCAUCUUCCUCGUGAAGAACUACCACACAGAGAUUGAGACGGAUAACGAUGUGGAUUCACUGAUACUGAGUGUACUGAAAAAGAUCAUUGACUAUGGAGAGGACUACCUGAAUGACUUAUAAUCCUGACCUGUAACCAACGUGUGAGGGCAAUAGAAAAUGAAAAUAUUAAGUUACUCUUUGCAUGAUUUUGCUUUGCCAUCAUUACAAUCACAGUCACAAAAAAGUUGAUUUCAUUAGAAACUUUAGUUUACUGAUUUUUGUGUUGUUCUUAUUUUAUUUAACUUUUUGUUCUUUCACAAAAUAAAUCCAAAUAACCUACUCAUAAAAUCAAUAGAUAUCCUUUUUGUUAUUUACUGUAUGUUCAAAAUGUUAACAGUAGGGAAAAUGACACAUAUAUGCCUGUAACCUGUUGAUUUAACUCAAAUAAAUCAUUUCAA
Messenger RNA from Oreochromis aureus, 1248 nucleotides. RefSeq names its product interferon-induced protein 44-like. The annotation marks the transcript as partial. The record is from RefSeq and is a predicted model, not a curated record. The transcript has 8 exons. NCBI's taxonomy places the organism in Eukaryota, Metazoa, Chordata, Actinopteri, Cichliformes, Cichlidae.